Molecule: messenger RNA, 1383 nt
Organism: Artibeus jamaicensis (Jamaican fruit-eating bat)
Lineage: Eukaryota; Metazoa; Chordata; Mammalia; Chiroptera; Phyllostomidae
Gene: IRGC
Product: immunity related GTPase cinema
Exons: 1
Coding region: 1-1383 (460 amino acids)
Cellular component (GO): membrane
Molecular function (GO): GTPase activity; GTP binding
Source: RefSeq, a predicted model, not a curated record
AUGGCCACUUCAAAGUGUCCCGGGGAGGAGGAGACCACCAUCCUCAUGGCUAAAGAAGAGCUGGAGGCCCUGCGCACCGCCUUCGAGUCCGGAGACAUCCCCCAGGCCGCCUCUCGCCUCCGGGAGCUGCUGGCCUCCUCCGAGAGCACCCGCCUGGAGGUGGGUAUCACCGGCGAGUCUGGCGCCGGCAAGUCGUCGCUCAUCAACGCCCUCCGCGGCCUGGGGGCCGAGGACCCCGGUGCGGCUCUCACCGGCGUCGUGGAGACCACGAUGCACCCCUCGUCCUACCCACACCCACAGUUUCCCGACGUGACCCUGUGGGACCUGCCCGGGGCCGGCUCUCCCGCCUGCUCCGCUGACAAGUACCUGAAGCAGGUGGACUUCGGCCACUACGACUUCUUCCUGCUGGUCUCCGCCCGCCGCUGCGGGGCCGUGGAGACGCGCCUGGCCUCGGAGAUCCUGCGCCAGGGCAAGAAGUUCUACUUCGUGCGCACCAAGGUGGACGAGGACCUGGCGGCCACGCGCACGCAGCGGCCCUCCGGCUUCAGCGAGGCCGCGGUGCUGCAGGAGAUCCGCGACCACUGCGCCGAGCAGCUGCGCGCGGCCGGGGUGCCCGAGCCCCGCAUCUUCCUCGUGUCCAACCUGAAGCCGGUGCUCUACGACUUCCCGCUGCUGCUGUCCACCUGGGAGCACGACCUGCCCGCCCACCGGCGCCACGCCGGCCUGCUGUCGCUGCCCGACGUCUCGCUGGAGGCCGUGCAGAAGAAGAAGGACAUGCUGCAGGAGCAAGUGCUCAAGACGGCGCUGGUGUCCGGCAUCAUCCAGGCCCUGCCGGUGCCGGGGCUGGCGGCCGCCUACGACGACGCCCUGCUGGUCCGCUCGCUGCGCGGCUACCACCGCAGCUUCGGCCUGGACGACGACUCGCUGGCCAGGCUGGCGGAGCAGGUGGGCAAACAGGCCGGCGACCUGCGCUCCGUCAUCCGCUCGCCGCUGGCCAACGAGGUCUCGCCCGAGUCUGUCCUGCGGCUCUACUCGCAGUCGUCCAACGGCGCCAUGAGGGUGGCCCGGGCCUUCGAGAAGGGCAUCCCCGUGUUCGGCACGCUCGUGGCCGGCGGCAUCAGCUUCGGCACCGUCUACACCAUGCUCCAGGGCUGCCUCAACGAGAUGGCGGAGGACGCGCAGCGGGUGCGCAUCAAGGCCCUGGAGGAGGACGAGCCCCAGUCCGAGGUCAGCUUGGAGGCGGCGGGCGACAACCGUGUGGAAAGCCACGGGUCCGGGGAGGGCGGGGGCGAGGACGCCCCAAGCUCCAUCCGCCGGAAGCUCGGCCUCCUGCUCAAGUACAUCCUGGACAACUGGAAGAAGCGGGACUUGGAAGAGAAGUAG